CUGAUACACACACUGGCACAAAGAGAAGAAACCCACUUUCAAAGAUAAGGAAUCAGAGAAGAAGAAAAAUUUCAUACUCAAAUCUGAAAACACAGUAACCAGAAGAAUGAGUUGUGCAGUGGUUUCAGGUACCGAAACUUACUUUCAUUUCCUCUCAAAACCCACAAAAAAAUCCAUUACUGAAAGUUUUUCAAGCAUUUCCUUCCGUUCAAAGCUGACAAAUUCCAGAAUACAAUUAAAAAACCCAUCUGGGAUGACUCCAAGAAACCAUUCCAGGGCAAGUUUUAAGGCAUUUUAUGCCCCAACACAAGCCACAGACAGUAAUUUGUAUGAUGUGUUGGGAAUUGAAGAGAGUGGGACCAUUUCUGAUAUAAAGAAAGCUUAUAAACAAAUGGCAAGAAAAUAUCAUCCUGAUGUAUCGCCACCAGACCGUGUUGAUGAGAACACCAGGAGAUUUAUAUUGGUUAAAGAGGCUUACGAAACCCUUUCUGAUCCAAACACUAGAGCUUUGUAUGAUCAUGAUUUAGCUCACGGAUUGGGUUUCAAACAGAGAUCGGACGGUGAGUGGAAAAUGAGGUGGCAAUCUCAAUUGAAUGAAUUGAAGCAUAGACAAAGGAAUUCAGGAGGAAGAAUGUCUUGGGGAGCUCGAAUGCGCAGCCGAAGAUGAAAUCUUUUGCACUUGGACUUAAUUAAUUAGCUCCAGUGUAUAUUUCUAUUUACUUUAUUUCAUACUUAAAAUUUGUAAAUUUCGAUAAAAUGGUAUGAUCUUUACAAUCUAGUGAUUCUAGUCUAUCGUAUUCUGUUCCAA
Molecule: messenger RNA, 808 nt
Organism: Olea europaea var. sylvestris
Lineage: Eukaryota; Viridiplantae; Streptophyta; Magnoliopsida; Lamiales; Oleaceae
Product: chaperone protein dnaJ 20, chloroplastic-like
Exons: 1
Coding region: 107-667 (186 amino acids)
Cellular component (GO): chloroplast
Source: RefSeq, a predicted model, not a curated record